AUUCGAACUUACCAAGGACCUCCAUUAACAGGCCCAUCGAGAUCCAGAUGCUCCCUUGCCCUGCGGAGCAAAGAAAACUUUACACAUCAUGAUAGGAGAGCAAGAGAUCAAUCUUACUGAGCUAGCCCAAACGUUGACAUCGGGAGAGCCUUUCAGAUAUCAGCCCGCUCAACGGCGUGUGCGGGGUGUGUUCAAUGGCAAGUACGCAUUUGAUACCCUCGAUGCCUACUUCGUCUGGGAACGCCCUUACCGUCCUCGAUACUUCGUACCAGCAGCAAGUUUUGCGUCUAAUGCGAUAUUGAUAAAGAUGUCUCCAAUCAUGGAUACAGGAGACAGCGCCUAUCUCGCUCGCUUGACCGUAGGAGAUAAAAGUACAGACCGCGUUCUAAUAUUCAACACUCAGGAGCUGGAUAAUCUUGUUAUGGUAGACUUUGGCGAACUUGACCAGUGGUUUGAAGAAAACGAACCAAUAUAUGGACAGCCGAAAGAUCCAUACAAAAGGAUUGACGUUCUGCGCACCACGCGAAGGAUCCAAGUUACACUAGCUGGCGUCACCCUAGCCGAGAGCCGCAGUCCUCUUCUGUUGCUAGAGACUUCACUUCGACCGCAAUACUACCUGCUAUCGACUGAUAUCCAGUGGGAGCAUCUCAGCAAAAGCGACACUGAGACAUACUGUCCCUACAAAGGAAGAGCAACAUACUACAAUGUCCAUGUUAGGGGGGAAAUUUACAAAGACCUUGCCUGGUGCUACUUAUUUCCGGUCUACGAAAGCGCACUGAUUGCAGGGUGUUUGUGCUUCUAUGGUGAGAAGGUAGACUUCUGUGUUGAUGGGGUCCGCAUACAUACAGUAUCAGGAGACAUAUCAGGAUAA
Molecule: messenger RNA, 871 nt
Organism: Boeremia exigua
Lineage: Eukaryota; Fungi; Ascomycota; Dothideomycetes; Pleosporales; Didymellaceae
Exons: 3
Coding region: 89-871 (260 amino acids)
Source: RefSeq, a predicted model, not a curated record